CUUCCCUCUCAACGGUUUUAGUUUCUAAUGGAGAUGAGUGCUGCAGAACCUGCAGACGCUUUUGUGAGCAUGCUCAGUACCACAGACAGCCUGCAUGAGGUCAAGAUGGGUAAAAAGCUCCAAGGAAAAUGUAUCAGAAUCAUCUCCCCCGUGUCUCCUGCUGGGCUUUACUGCUGCUAUGCAGUGAUCAUCGUCCUCACUACAGCUGUGAUUGCACUUUCUGUGGCUCUGUCAUUGUCAGUAAGAAAGUCAGAAUAUGUCUCAAUCAAAAAUACUCAUGGUUCUUGCCCAAGAAACUGGAUUGGAUUUGGGAGUAAAUGUUUUUAUUUUUCGGAAGACAUGAGUAACUGGACAUUCAGUCAGAACUUCUGCAUGGAAUUAAAGGCACAGCUAGCUCGAUUUGACAACAUGGAGGAGCUGAACUUCCUGAGGAGAUACAAAGGGACCUUUGACUACUGGAUCAGCCUGCACAGAGAGUCACCAGAGCACCCUUGGAGGUGGAUGGACAACACAGAAUAUAACAGCUCGGUUCCCAUCCGAGGAGUGGAAGACUAUGCCUACCUGAACAACAACGGGAUCAGCAGUGCCAGGAUCUACGCAGACAGGAGAUGGAUCUGUAGCAAGCCCAACAGCUAUAUCCUCGAAUGCCAAAUUCCUUUUGCUUCUUCCUAAUCUUUGUCAAAAGAUGUUUUGUACCCUGAUAUCAACAGAUGCUGCUCUUUUUCCCAUCUUCCAACAUUGUUAUAAAAAAAAAAAAAACCCUGAAUAUUUGCUGGCAUCACAAAUGAAAAUCAUCUUGGAGAAUGGCACAUACAGGGGUUUAGAACAACACUGAUGCAUCUAAAAUGGGUGUUGACACUCAUGCCUUAAGCCUCAGUACAAUCAGUGUUAGUGAACCCCACUUUUAUGAUAUAAGGAUUUUUGUGCAGACUGUCAUACUUAUGAGAAUAUGGGACCACCAAAAUGAGUUCUCCAAAGUGCACUUGCCCUUGGACUUUAAUAAUGAAAAGCAUCAGGUGGCAGUGGUGACAUGACCCUUUAAUCCCAGGGUCUUGUGAAUUUUUUGUUUG
Molecule: messenger RNA, 1070 nt
Organism: Chionomys nivalis (European snow vole)
Lineage: Eukaryota; Metazoa; Chordata; Mammalia; Rodentia; Cricetidae
Product: C-type lectin domain family 2 member D11-like
Exons: 5
Coding region: 28-672 (214 amino acids)
Cellular component (GO): external side of plasma membrane
Source: RefSeq, a predicted model, not a curated record